Messenger RNA from Panonychus citri (citrus red mite), 2118 nucleotides. Its product is annotated as serine/threonine-protein kinase pakG-like. The transcript has a single exon. The record is from RefSeq and is a predicted model, not a curated record. Bases 586 to 1995 code for a protein of 469 amino acids. NCBI's taxonomy places the organism in Eukaryota, Metazoa, Arthropoda, Arachnida, Trombidiformes, Tetranychidae.
UCAUCAAGUUAAUUGUGUUGUUAGAAUGAAAAAAAUGGAUUCAAAUGAUGAGUUUCAUCAACCUGAUUAAGAUGUUUGUUAAUUAACUUGUAUUAACACAAUGAUAAUAAUCAACCUACUGAUUGUAGAGAGGGUUAAAAAAUGAUCAUCUUAUUAAAUUGCCAACCAGUUGACAACAAUUUACUGAUGAGCGAUAAUUAAAUAACAAUAAAUAGUUUGAUUUUAAUUUAGUGAAAAAAAAGUAAAUUGUUAAUCAUUGAUUCCGAUUUAAGUUUUUAAGCCAACAAGUUAAUCCUCGAGCCCACCACUACCUCCUCCUCCUCUUCAGGAUCAACACCACCACCACCUCCCACUUUGUCUUCAUUAUUUGGAUAACAAUUAAGUUAAUCAUGUUGUUCAGAUUAAUGUUCAGUUACCUGUUGAUUCAUUGUUUUAAUGAUUCUGCUUGAAAACGAAAAGUUAAAUUUCAAUUUGCAGCAAUUUAAUCUUGUUCACCAAUCUAACUAUGUUUUGAUUGAUAAAGAUCAACAUUGAACGAAUAGUUAUCAAGUUAAUUGUGGGAUAAAAAUUAACAAAUUGUUACCAAUGAAAUGGUUUGUGUGGUUGAGUUUUAUCAUUUUGUUGACAUUAGUUGACAAUUUAACUUUAAAUGUUAAUUGUAAAGGUAUAUCAUCAUUAGAUAAUGAUGAAUUAUCAGUUAAUCACAAUGGAUUGGAUAAAAGUGCCCCAACAAUUAAGGAAUCGUUAGCAUCUUCGUCACAAUUAAUGCCCUUCUUUUAUGUUGGUGAUAUUGAUAAAUCAUCAACAUCGAAACCAUUGAUUACUAAGAUAGUCCCAAAAUCGGAUAAAAAUGAGAUCAAGACCAAAAAGAAUGAUAAAGAUUCCUCAUCUCGACGAUCAUCAUCAUCAUCUUCAUCAUCACAAUCAACAACACCAAGACCUCAACUAAUUAAACGAAUUAAAUCAACAAAAAUCCCAAUUCUAAUUCCAUUGUCAUCACCAUUAUCAGCAAAUCGUCGGGUUUUCAACGAUAAUGAACUUUUAUCGAACCUGAAUGACGAUGAGGACGACGAUGAAGAUAAAGCUCUUCCACCUUCGUACAAAUUACUUUGGUACAUUCCACCUCGAUCUUCAUCCUCUCCAUCACCGUCUCCAUCUCCCAUGAGCCGAUCAUCUUUCAGCCCUGAAUUUACUCCGCUAUUUAAAUACAACUCAAUGGUGGCAAAUCCACCCACUGGUUACCUCAAACCCAAUUACUAUCACUCUGAAUAUCAUUUACCUUUCAAUUCCCACUAUCCAAUUUAUCAACCAUCUUCAUUGAAUUUUCCCAUUUACCCUGAUUUCCCAUCACCUACAAGCGAUUCAAUUGAUGAAAAUAUGAACAUUCAUGAUGAAGAUCUCGAUGAAAACAAUCAACACUAUCAACUGUAUGGUAAGAGCUUUUACCCACCACCACCUCCUCCGCCAGUACCUUUACCACCCUCGAGAUCUUUCACCUCAACACUUUACUCUCCUCAUCAUCAUCCACCUCCUCCAAUGUUUCCCUCUCGAGAGCAACCGAAACACUUCACGAUGUCAAAGUGGAUAGAAAGUGGCCUUAGUGAUGGUCCAUCGGUUCAUAGACGAUACCAAAGACCUAAACCUUCGGGUUUCCGGUCAAAAGAUAUUCUUCAAGAUCCGGAUAUUGAGAAGAUUUUAUCAACUUUUGACCUUGAAAAGUCGUUCGGCACCAAGAAAGAUAAAACUUAUCGACCUCGUAAAAGUUACGAUGAUAAUCUUACCAUGAACGGUAAGUAUUCAGAGAAUGAUAAUUUACAUUAUCAGGCCAAUUCUCGAGGUUGGGGUGGAUUUAUGAACAACGGAAUCUCUGGAAGGUCAAAUAUUGGACACUAUGGUGGACGAACCGAUUUCAAGCCUUAUUAUGAUUAUUAUAAAAAUCUUCGAGUCUCACCUUAUACAGUUAAACAAUCAGCUAAAUCAAUUCAGACAAGAUAAUUAAAGUAUCUACUUUCUUGUACCGAUUUUCAAAUGGUUAAUUAUCUAUUAAUAAUUUAAUCAUCAGUUUGAUUAACACCCUAACUUGUAAAUAAUUAAUAUUAAAUUCUGAAAGCAAUCAAA